Molecule: messenger RNA, 2186 nt
Organism: Maylandia zebra (zebra mbuna)
Lineage: Eukaryota; Metazoa; Chordata; Actinopteri; Cichliformes; Cichlidae
Gene: anp32a
Product: acidic (leucine-rich) nuclear phosphoprotein 32 family, member A
Biological process (GO): regulation of apoptotic process
Cellular component (GO): nucleus
Molecular function (GO): histone binding
Source: RefSeq, a predicted model, not a curated record
CAUUGGCCCGCGCGUCUGUAAAUCCGUUCCCUCUUUAUUUGGCGCGUGCCAUUGGUCGGCGGUGACGACAAUCCUGAAACGUGCUCCCGCCCACCGAGCGGAUCAAGUUUGAAUGAACAGCAGCAGCCUGCUCUGGAGGUGGUAGUUGCAUUUGCAGUAAUUAUUAAAAGUGUGUAUCGUAUCACGGGGUGAGCCUUUCGAGGAUGGACAUGAAGAAAAGAAUUCACCUAGAGUUGCGGAACCGCACUCCGUCAGACGUCAAAGAACUAGUGCUAGACAACUGUCGCUCAAAUGAAGGCAAGAUCGAGGGUCUAACAGACGAGUUUGAGGAGCUGGAGUUUCUAAGCACAAUCAAUGUUGGUCUGACGACAGUUGCCCACUUGCCGAAGCUAAAUAAACUCAAAAAGCUUGAACUCAGCGAUAACAGGAUCUCAGGAGGGUUGGAAGUUCUGGCGGAGAAGUGCCCCAAUCUCACACAUCUAAACCUCAGUGGCAACAAGAUUAAAGACCUCAGCACAAUAGAACCACUGAAAGAACUGGGGACCCUGAAAAGCCUAGAUCUGUUUAACUGUGAAGUGACAAACCUGAACGAAUACAGAGACAACGUGUUCAAGCUAUUACCCCAGCUCACGUACCUGGAUGGGUAUGACAAAGAUGACAAAGAAGCACCCGAUUCUGAUGCUGAGGUCUAUGCAGAGGGCUUGGAUGAUGAUGAGGAAGAUGAAGAUGAUGUAGAUGAUGAGGAGUAUGAUGAAGAUGCAGCACCAGGAGAUGAGGAGGAGGAGGAAGGAGAGGAUGAAGAAGAGGAGAAUGAAGAAGAAGAAGAGGAAGACCUCAGUGGAGAGGAGGAAGAGGAGGAUGAUUUGAAUGACAGAGAGGUUGACGAUGAAGAUGACGAAGAAGAGCGAGGUCAGAAGAGAAAAAGGGACCUGGAUGAAGAAGGGGAGGAAGAUGAUGACGAUUGAGAGUCUUCUUUAAGCUAAGUUGUGAACUGUUUUUAACUUGUAUCUCCCAGUCACUUCCCAACAGCCCCCAUGUAUUUUUUCCCCUCAGUUUCAUAUUGCAGUAGGAGUGGGUUUCUUUUGUUAUUGGCCAGUUAGGUAGACGGGUUUUCCUGAAAGGAAAGAAAAGGUUACAUUUGUGUACCUUUGACACCCCCGUGUUCCAGUCUUUACUGUCCACUUUUAACUGCUUCGUGGACACCAGUUUUGUAAUAUCAAAUAAUAGCAAAUAUAAACCUUUUUGAGAGACGUUUUUGUUUCCUCACUGUUUGUGUAAGACCAAUUUCUGAUGUAUUUUAAGACCGCCCCAAAAAGAGGGGAGGAAAAAAAAAUAAAAUAAAAAGAGUGCAUGUCUAAUACAUUUUAAAGUCAACUACUGGAUUCAUGUAUGGCUGUCCUCUCCUCGUCUUAAACUUGUUAUUAUUUUUUUAAUUGUAUUUCUUUUUUUUUUUUUCUUUUUAAUGUAAGUUAUGUGUUUGUAGUGUCACCAGUAUGCCAAUACUCUCUGCUGUCCUGGUGUGAAACUUCUGUCUGAACAUGCGCAGUGUGACCCUCACGGGACAUAUUUUUAAAUCCUAGCAAAAAAAUGUCUGCCCUUGUCAAAGCUGCUCCUCCUCCUCUUAAACCCUCAGCUUUGAUAGUUCGGAAAUUACGUGUUCUUGUAAAUAAUGACCAAAUCUAUUUUUUUGUAUUCUCUUUGAUGACGGCAGACAUUGAACAGACAACUGAGGUGAAACUAUGAAUUGUAAUAAGAUAUUAAAUAUGUAUGCUGCUUUAUCUAAGAAUACGCAGUGUGAAAUUUCUUGAAUUUGAACAUAACUUUGUAUGCAUCAUCUUUCCAUAAGGACAAAACAUCAGAGCUCAUUGCUUUCUUUGUUCCCCCCCCAUGUUCUUUUCUGUGACACACACACAGAUGGCAAUGUUUGAAUUUUGUGCUGGUGGUGUAGAGGAGUGCUUGAUUUAAAUGGAGGUUACAGCCACAACGUAUGUGCAUCGAAAAUUUAUUGUUGCAAAAUGUAAACUCUGGAAAACGGUCAGCUGUUUGGACUUUGUUUUCCUCCAGUAUACGCAAUGGUCAAAUUGGCCUACCUCAGUGAUUUUUUUUCACUACAUGUUAAAUCCACUGUCAUCAGCUGAUUUCUUUCUUUUCCCCUUCCAUUCACUUCAAUAAAUCCCUUUUAUAUA